AUGCGCUGGGGCUCCUCAGGGCCCCCGGGCAGUGCUGCCUGGGAUCGUCCCGUAGCGCUGUCUCUGCGGCUGGGGAGGUGCGCUUGGCUGCUGACGCUAGGAGAAGGGGGGAGGUUUUGGUGUGCGUCUCGGACUCGGAGUUGUGAUGGCUGCAGCUUUGUCCAGCUCGCUCCUGCGGGGGCCUGGCUGUGUGUGGCUGAUGUCACAGGCGUGGGAUUAAGAUAGCGAAGGACCCAGCAGGAUUAGAGCGAGGAGGCUGCGCGUGAGGUGGGGCGCUCGAGGGGGCUCGUUUGGCGGAGAGCAGCUGUGUUAGACCUGCUGCCGCUCGCUGUCGCUGCCUGACAGGGUUUCUCUCCCGCCCCCUGGAUGGAGCGUGUUUAUUUAUUGCAGCUGGGAGAAGGGUAUCUUCCAGGCAGGGCUGGAGGCCGCUGAGAAGGAAACUGCUGCGCUGUGGACUCUGCCUGGCAUUUCUGCCAGUGACUCAGCAGGCUGUGCCGCCGCCCCGCUCGGGAAUUGGGCUCUGCUCUGGGGAGGAGACCCCCCCACCCCCUCCGCUCUGCUCCGGUGGCUGAGAAGAUAACGGCCUGAUCUGGGCCUUCCUCUCCGCACAGCUCCGGGACCACCAGGCCUGCGCACAGACUCUGCUUGCUACGGCAUUGGCAGGCACUGACGCCCUAAACCGACGCCACCCAGGGCCCACUGAAGCGGCAGUGAGCGCCUGGGAACAUGUCCCACGAGAAGAGCUUCCUGGUGUCGGGCGAUGGCUUCCCCGCUCCAAGCCCUGCCUUCCCUGGGCAGCAGCCUCCUGCCCCGCCAGCCUACGCACAGCCCCCCUACCCAGCAGCACCCUAUCCACAGCCCCAGUUCCAGCCAGGACCUUACAACCAGCCGGGCUUUCCGCAGGGCCCGUACCCUCAAGGGCCUGGGCCGUACCCACCGGCCCCGUAUGCUCAGGGGCCGUAUCCACCAGCAGGCGCGUAUCCUCAGGGGCCGUAUCCAUCAGGGCCGUAUAUGCAGCCGCCAUAUGCCCAGCCACAGCCCAUAGUCUCAGAGGACCAAGGCUCUCCGCUGCACAGUAACUACCAUGAGGACGGGCCGCCCUCGUACUACGACAACCAGGACUUCCCCAUCACCCACUGGGACGACAAGAGCAUCCGCCAGGCCUUCAUCCGCAAGGUGUUCCUGGUGCUGACCCUCCAGCUGAGCGUGACCUUGGCCUUCGUGGCCAUCUUCACCUUUGUGAAGGGCAUGAAGGGCUUUGUGAGGCGAAAUGUCUGGAUGUACUAUGUCUCCUACGCCAUCUUCUUCAUCUCGCUGAUCGUGCUGAGUUGCUGUGGGGAGUUCCGCCGCAAGUACCCCUGGAACCUGAUCGCCCUGUCCAUCCUGACUCUCAGCCUCUCCUACAUGGUGGGGAUGAUCGCCAGCUUCUAUCAAACGGACGCCGUCAUCAUGGCCGUGGGCAUCACGGCCAUCGUCUGCUUCACCGUUGUCCUCUUCUCCCUGCAGACCAAGUAUGACUUCACCUCCUGCCGGGGCGUGCUGAUCGUCUGCCUGGUGGUGCUGAUCCUCUUCUCCAUCCUGUGUAUCUUCAUCCGGAACCGCAUCAUGGACAUCGUGUAUGCCUCGCUGGGAGCCCUGCUCUUCACCUGCUUCUUGGCGGUGGACACUCAAAUGCUCCUGGGGAACAAGCAGUUGGCCCUGAGCCCGGAGGAGUACGUCUUCGCCGCCCUCAACCUCUACACGGAUAUUAUCCAGAUCUUCCUCUACAUCCUGGCCAUCAUUGGCCGGGCCAAGGACUAGUGCGCGCCCGUUGCUGCGGAGAGUAGGGUAACCUGCCCCUGUGCCAGCCCCACCUCACUGCGUGUCACUGCCCCCACCCCAGCCCUGCCCCAUAGCCAUUUGGUGUGGUGUUUUCAUGGCAUCUCGUUGUUGGUUCUCGUGUUCUAGUUAUUUUGACCCAUGGUCCCCUCACCAGCUCUUCAGGGAGGACAGUGGGGCGGGGGGCAGCUGAGCGGCAGUGGGCUCAUGGUUUUGGAAGGACCCGUCCUGGGCCAUCAUGGGGUGAGGGACGCUCUCCAUCCUUCGGCUGCCCGUGCUGUGUGGGGCAGGGCGGGGGUGUAUACAUCGCUUUGCUCUGCACCAUGUCAGGAGCUGCUGUCUUGCUUCAGGGAAUGUCGCUGCCUGGUUGAGUCCCAAGCAUGCUGCUCCUGCCCUCUGGCAGCCCCCCUCCUCCUCCACGGAUGUGCCCAGCUCCCUGGCAGCCAGGGGCAGCUCUUUGGCCGCCACUGCUCCUCUCCGCUGUCACUAGCCAGCUGCGUCCCCAGCCUCCCAGUGGUGAAUGGAUUGAAACCCUCUCUGGCCCCACGCAGGCAGAUCAGGCCUUUAGUGAGACGACCAGAGAGAGUUCAAAGGCAGGCUCUAUUAGCGCCUGGCCCUGGAGAUCUGGCAUGCUGGGCGGUGCCUCCCAAGCGCAGCCCCUGCCAGGCCUGACAGCACCUGCCUGAUUUCACUACAGUUGGUCAUGAAGAUGUUUGAGACCCUGAACCGGUGGUGGUGGUGGGCUGAGUGCAGGCCGCUCCCUGGAGUGCCCAGGUGUGCAGCCCCCUUGAGACUGCUUCCCAAGGCACUGUGUGUGGCUGGCCUGGGGGUGAGCGCAGGGAUCUGCCCAGUUCCCCUCCCACGAGCACAUGGUGUGGGCUGCGCCGCGGCCCUGCCUUCCCUUUCCAUGCAGCCCAGCUCCCUCCUGCUCCGGGCGGCCGGAGGCUGGGUCCCGGGGUCCCUGUUGUUCUGUAUGUGACUGGCUGCUGCUGUUAAUAAAGCUCUGUUUAGCUGUGAGA
Messenger RNA from Malaclemys terrapin pileata, 2837 nucleotides. It is a transcript of the gene GRINA, whose product is annotated as glutamate ionotropic receptor NMDA type subunit associated protein 1. The transcript has 7 exons. Gene Ontology annotation, biological process: negative regulation of apoptotic signaling pathway. Bases 727 to 1800 code for a protein of 357 amino acids. Gene Ontology annotation, cellular component: membrane; endoplasmic reticulum; Golgi apparatus. Lineage: Eukaryota; Metazoa; Chordata; Testudines; Emydidae. The record is from RefSeq and is a predicted model, not a curated record.